AUUUAUAAUUUGCGGUUGUCAGGAACGACAUAGUUUCUUGGGAAGCAUUGUGCAAUUCCAGAGAAAGUGAAGAUUACAGCCGGUUGCUGGUAAGUGCCCAUUUGGCUGCAGUAGCAGGUGGAGUCACAAGCUUUGGUGAAGGUCUUCACUGUCUAAAGUGCCAUCAAUCAGAGAACGAUGGGUGAGUGGGAUUUCCUGGGCCGUCUGCUGGACAAGGUGCAGACCCACACCACGGUCAUCGGGAAGGUCUGGCUCACCGUCCUCUUCGUCUUCAGGAUCCUGGUCUUGACUACCGGAGCCGAGAAGGUGUGGGGGGACGAGCAGUCGGGUUUCAUCUGCAACACGAAGCAGCCCGGCUGCGAGAACGUCUGCUACGACCGCGCCUUCCCCAUCUCCCACAUCCGCUUCUGGCUCAUGCAGAUCAUCUUCGUCUCCACGCCAACCCUGAUGUACCUGGGACACGUUAUCUUGGUCGUGCAUAAGGAGAAAAAGCUAAGAAUGCACUUGGAGGAGCACCCAGAGAACCAGUGCCCAAAGCUGCCCAAAUACUCAGAUGAACAUGGAAAGGUGGCUCUCAAAGGGAAUCUUUUAGGCAGUUACCUGACCUCGGUGUUCUUCAAGAUCCUGUUUGAGACGGCCUUCAUCGUGGGCCAGUACUACCUCUACGGCUUCAUGCUAGAUCCCAUGUUUGUCUGCUCCAGAUCUCCAUGUCCCUUCCACGUCGAAUGCUACAUGUCUCGGCCGACAGAAAAGACCAUCUUCAUCAUCUUCAUGCUCGUCAUGGCCUGUGUGUCUCUGAUUUUGAAUGUACUGGAGAUUUUUUACUUGAUUUGCUCCAGAUGUGGGUCAAAAAGAAAAACAAAGGGCACCCCAAUGCGUGUUAACGGAAGACACACUUAAAGUAGCUGAUGAAAAACAAUUGAAAGUAUGAAAGUAUGAAGUAUGAAAUUUGUGAUCACACUUAUAUACACACUAAUGUUUCAUGAUGUACAUUUUUAGGAUCACAUUCUCAUAGGUGGAUAUGUAGUAGUGAAAAGUUUUAUUUUUUAUUUUCUCCAGGUGUUUUGUACAUAUAAGUCUUUAUAGAAAUAUAUUUAGUGCCCUGGUAUUGAAUCAUCACAGAAAAAUGUAGGAGCUACAUACAUACUGUAUAUGUACUGCUGAAAUUCAUCUGUCUUAAUGCUUUAUAAAUUAUUCUUUAACUUCAUAAAUAAUUGCUUGACUUUAACAAGCUGGAAUCUCA
Paramormyrops kingsleyae is the source of this 1243-nucleotide messenger RNA. RefSeq names its product gap junction Cx32.2 protein-like. Gene Ontology annotation, biological process: cell-cell signaling. Gene Ontology annotation, cellular component: connexin complex. Gene Ontology annotation, molecular function: gap junction channel activity. The record is from RefSeq and is a predicted model, not a curated record. Lineage: Eukaryota; Metazoa; Chordata; Actinopteri; Osteoglossiformes; Mormyridae.